AUGGAAAAGAACCAACCCUCGUCAGGGGGCGCUCAGUCCGGCGUUGACAAGCUGAAGGUCGACGGGUCAAUCAUGCGUGAUGUUGAUUUUGGUGAAGUACUUCAGGUUGAAACCUCGCCGGAGCUAGACAAAAAAGUCCUCAGAAAAUUGGACUUGUUUUUAAUACCUCUCAUGGGGGGUUGCUACAUGCUGCAAUACAUUGACAAGCUGGCAAUCAGCCAGGCAACACUUUUCAACCUUCGACAAGACUUGAAUCUGAAAGGGAAUGAAUAUAAUUGGGCGUCGGCAAUCUUCUAUUUUGGCUAUUUUGCGUGGAGCUGGCCUAGCUCCUAUCUAGUUGUCAGGCUUCCCUUAGGAAAAUAUCUUGGUGUUGCGGCAUGCGUAUGGGGAGCGUGUCUUAUGGUGCACGCUGCAUGCAUCAACUGGGGAGGCCUCAUGGCAGCUCGGUUCUUCCUUGGAGUUGGAGAAGCAUCCAUUGCCCCUGGCUUUGCGCUUAUCACUGGAAUGUUUUAUACCAGAGAGGAACAGCCAGCUCGACAAGCCGCCUGGUUCUGUGGCAAUUCAAUUGCUGUCCUUCUUGGCGGACUGAUUGCGUACGGCAUUGGAAACAUUCAUGUGACAGCAAUUGCUCAAUGGCAAUUGCUGUUCCUCAUUCUCGGAGCCAUCACCUCAGCAUAUGGGAUUCUCUUAUUCCUCACUCUACCCGACUCACCUGCCAAAGCCAUCUUCCUCAAACCGACCGAACGAGCCGUCGCCGUGCAAAGAACAUUGAAAAACAAGACUGGAGUCAUGGAUCAAGGAAAUUUCAAAUGGAACCAGGUCUGGAUGGCCGUUAAAGAUCCCCAGAUGUGGUUUUUGGUCUUAUAUACCCUCUGCGUCAACUUCUGCAAUGGUGGUUUGACCAGUUUCUCUGCCAUCAUCAUCACAGGCUUUGGAUUUCCUCACCUCGAGGCUCUUCUCAUUCAGAUGCCCAUUGGCGGUGCACAGCUUGUCUUCCUCCUGCUUACUUCGGGUGUUGCCUCGUUCGUUCCAAAGACUCGUAUCCUCAUGAUGAUCUUCAAUACUGCAGUUUCGAUGGUUGGGAUGCUACUGAUCUGGAAGCUUGGUGAUGAUAAUCGAGCAGGCAAGAUGACUGGACUUUGCCUGGGGGGUGUCUUUGCGGCCAACAUUCCGUUGUCGCUCAGUCUGAUUAGCUCGAAUGUUGCUGGGUUUACAAAGAAGAGUACAGUCAGUGCUGUCAUGUUUGCAGCAUACUGUAUUGGCAACAUUGUUGGGCCGCAGUUCUUCAUUCCUUCCGAGGAACCUUCCUAUAUGACUGGCAUCAAAGCUUCAAUGGCGGGCCUGGCAUUUGGUAUUUUCUUCCUGAUCUGCCUUUAUGUCUUUUACAUAUUUGAAAAUCGCCGCCGAGAUCGGCUGUAUGGAUCCCCAAGGGAAAUGACGGAAAGUGAAGAACUACAGGAUGAGAUAUCCAACAAGACCGACCACGAGAUUGAAAGUUUCCGAUAUAUGCUCUGA
Molecule: messenger RNA, 1515 nt
Organism: Penicillium salamii
Lineage: Eukaryota; Fungi; Ascomycota; Eurotiomycetes; Eurotiales; Aspergillaceae
Source: the annotation of a GenBank genome assembly